Messenger RNA from Leptinotarsa decemlineata (Colorado potato beetle), 319 nucleotides. It is a transcript of the gene RpL39, whose product is annotated as Ribosomal protein L39. Lineage: Eukaryota; Metazoa; Arthropoda; Insecta; Coleoptera; Chrysomelidae. Gene Ontology annotation, biological process: translation. Gene Ontology annotation, molecular function: structural constituent of ribosome. Gene Ontology annotation, cellular component: ribosome; cytosolic large ribosomal subunit. The record is from RefSeq and is a predicted model, not a curated record.
AUGACAUGACAGGUGACAGAAGUGUAAAAGGUUCUUGUAAUUGACGCCUGCGCUUCGAAUUUUAAGGUUCAGUUCUUCUUUAGCGAAUAGUUUAGUGGAGCACAAUGUCUGCCCACAAAACAUUUAUUAUCAAGCGGAAACUUGCCAAAAAGUUGAAACAAAAUAGACCAAUUCCACAAUGGGUUCGAAUGAGGACAGGGAACACAAUCAGAUAUAACGCUAAGAGACGUCAUUGGCGCAGAACCAAGCUUAAGUUGUAAUAAGUUAUUUCUUAUGAUUUAUUAUAAUUUAAUAAAUAAGUAAAAACCUUCAAAACUUU